AUGCAACGGCCGCCGCGGGCGCGGGGAGCGCUGGGAGAGGAGCAGGAGAGGGCGGGGCGCGGCGGGGCGGAGCGGGGCUGCGCUAUUGACUGUCAAUCAGCACUGCAGUUUUUUUUUUUUAAUUCUCCUGUCUCUGCGGCUGACGCGGGGAAAAGAUCAAGUCGGUGUAGUCUUUCUUGGAAAUCAUAUUUUACACAACCUUUGAAAGCUGCUCAACUUUUUCAAUCAGUUUGUUUUGUUGCUGUUAAAACUCUUUGCUUAAUCAAACAGUUACAGACUGAAACUCAAAUUAAUAUAGUGCUGAAAUUAACACAUUUGCCUCUUCUGCCAAGUUAUGCGCUUGACCUUUGUGAGUUUCCAUUUGAUUACCUCUCUCAGAGGUUUUAUAUGGUACAAGGAAUAAUAAUUGCAAUGACAACAGUAACUAAAUAUACACAAGGAGCAAGAUUCCUUUGUUCAGAUGAAACAUGUCCUCUUUCUGAAGGAUUUCAGUAUAUAAGAGUGCAUGUGCCUGGUGCCACAGAAUCUACAACAGUGAGAAAUGAUUUCUCAUGUAAGCUGUGUAACUCCCCACUUCAAGAAGACAGGAAGUUUAGAGUACUUGGUGAUAAACAGAUAGCUGAAAUAAUUACAGCAAAGUCACUUAUUGCUUUUCAAGGAUGUCCCAAUAAUCAACCAGUGAGAUUUCAGUCUCUUACAGUUUUCCUAAGAGAUGAAUUAAGCAAUAAAAUCAAAAUAGGAAAUGAAUAUAUAAUUGUUGGAAUUCCAACUUGUGUUAAAAACUCUUCACAAAACGUUGUUUGUAUAGAGGCCAACAGCAUAAAUUUGUGCAGUCCGAAAGCUCCUUCUGGUAUUAGUGACAACUUCAGGUAUCUCCUGUCCUUGACUUCAAGCUCAUGCUGGAAAUUUACAGCUAUACUAGCCAACAUUUUUGCAUCACAGAUCAUUCCUCCAGGGACUUACAACAUGUUAAAACUUUGUUUGCUGAUGAGUCUAGUACAGACAAAUGAUAGAAACAAGGAAGUUGAAGAUUACGUGGACAUUUUAAUUGUAACAAGUGAUACAUUACUUGUAGACAGGCUUUUGAACUUCUGUGUAUGUCUUGUGCCUCGAGGUAUACGUCAUCCAACAUCUAGUGAAAUUUUUCCCACUCUGUCCAGAGAUAAAUAUGGAACUGGAGUUGCUAGCAUUCAAGCUUGCAGUGCCUUGCUAGCCAAAGAUGGCAUCUGCUACAUAGGAGACUUGUCAUCACACAAAAAAGAUAAACUCGAAUUGCUUCAAUCUGUUUUAGAAAGCAGAAGCAUUACAGUGUAUAUUCCUGGAAAGAAGUAUGGAGAUGGUGAUGAUCAGCAAGUUACCUUUUCAGUUCAGUCCAGCUUUUGGUCUUUUAUUGAUGUGGACUCAUCCUCAAAGAGACACGUACAUAGAAACAGCCCUUUAAUUGGUCAAGUGGAUUUCAGUUUGAUUCCAGUUAACCUCAUGGAUGCAUUUGGACUGUUGAUUUAUUGUAAUGAAUCAUCUCCUUGCCACCCAAUUCUUCCUUCUGUUCAACACAGUUUAAAAAAAGCCAUUGAUCCUGAAAAGGUGCUUUAUGAAGCUUCUAAAAAGUUUACAGAACAAGAUUAUGAAAAGCUAAUUGCUUUUGCAAAGAAUCUGCAUGUAGAGAUCAGUUUGGAGGCAGAAAAAAUGAUUCAUGGCUAUUACCUAGCAAGUCGCAGAAUCAGGACAGAUUCUAUACAUGGAUCGAAGCUAUCAGCAUCAGCACUAAAAUGUUUAGUUUCUUUAUCUGAAGCACACGCUAGGCUGAGUUUAAGGAAUAAGGUGCUUAAAGAAGAUGUGUUAAUUGCAGUUUUAUUAUUUGAAACAUCUCUGACACUGAAAUAUGGGGCUGCUGUAUUUUGUAUAGCUCCAAAUGCAGUGUUUCCAUUUGAACUCUGUGGCGAAGAACAUUUAGAGCAAAGAGAUGUUUAUCUAAUUCAGUGCCAACAACAGCUUCAAGAGUUUAUUGCAGCAUAUGGACCAGGAUCAGUUAUUGCUACAAGUGAAGAAUAGUCUUGUUUGGUGCAAGUAUUUUUGGCUUGUGGACUCUCACUGGGGGAAAAUAAACUACAGGGGUACUGUUUAUAGUUAUAAUGAAAAAUGUAUCAUAAAAAAGAUUUAACACAUGUCCAACUUUGGGAACGAAGUAAAAAUUGCAUUUCAAACCUCUAAAAAUGCAGAGUUGACCAAAUCCUAGUUCUAAUGAAGGAGACCAAAAGAUGGCAUGGUAUGACAAGAAAAUUACAAUCGGCAAGACUAGGAAUAAACUGUUGCCACACAUAACCUUGCAAGAGAAACAUUUCUGGAUGGUACAUCACAGCAGAGAAUGAAAGGGAUGAAAAUACAAAGUUAGUAGUGUUUAAUUCUGUGAAAUGUUGUAAGGUUUUAAAAGCCACAAGAUGGCAACAUUUAAAUAGUGAAAUAAUUGUACUUCAUAUUACAUGAAUUUCAAAUUUACUUUCAAAACUGAUGACAGGGCACAAAUUCAUGAAGCUUAAACUUUACAGAAUUUUCAGGCAUUACUGUUAGCUGCAGCACCAAACAAAUGGAUUAAUUUCUUAGUUCUAGUUAGAGUCAUUUAAAGUCUCCAAAACUAUUCAAUCUGUAGAGGAACCAGUUAAGAUAAAAAUGUCAUUUUAAAACAUACAUAUAACAAAGCUUAAUUUUCACAUUUACUAAAAGGACCUUCAAAUAACUAAUUGACUCUUACAAUCUGAUUAUGGCUCCAUUUAGAAAAAUUAAGCCAAAUUAUGGUAUCCUUGUUUUUCCCCUUAUUUUCUGUGACCCUUGACCUGAUAUUUCAUUGCAGAGAAUUCUUCCUGCAGAGAUCUUCAUGGCUUCAAAGACUAGUUUUCUAUGCAGUUAUUAAUAUUCCUACAUUCUCUGAUUAAAAACAAAACAAAACUGGGCUGCAUACUGAACAUGCCAUACCAUUCUUGUUCAGGAAUAUAUAAAACUAUUCAGACUUUUAA
This is a messenger RNA of Phascolarctos cinereus (koala), 3011 nucleotides long. The record is from RefSeq and is a predicted model, not a curated record. Lineage: Eukaryota; Metazoa; Chordata; Mammalia; Diprotodontia; Phascolarctidae.